UGGUCGGGUGGUAGUAUUUUUUUAAUAACUUAUUUCAAAUUAAAAUCAAUAUAUCUGAAAGGACUUGUCUUGUCGUCCUUUUUGACAAAUUGCUCCUGCACUGAACUCUGCUAUCUGCAUAAGAAAAACAGAGAAGAGACAGAGGCCUCCAUAGCUUGUUUCUUAUUCUCUUCUCUUCCUUGUUCAACUCAAAUCAUGAGCAACGAAGAAUUAGCCUAUGAUUUCUCUCCGAUGAUUAAAGUAUACAAAGAUGGUCGAGUUGAAAGACUCAAUGACACAGACAGAGUUCCUCCAUCAACAGAUCCCAAAACUGGCGUCCAAUCAAAAGACGUUGUGAUCUCACAAGAACCAGCCAUAUCUGCAAGGCUUUACAUCCCAAAAUCCACCACCACAAGCGCACCCCAAACCAAACUCCCUCUUCUCAUUUACUUUCAUGGAGGCGGCUUCUGCGUUCGAAGUUCAUCUUCUGCAAAAUAUCACAGCUACCUCAACGCCUUAGUGUCUGAGGCCAAUGUUGUUGCAGUCUCUGUUGACUACAGACUUGUUCCAGAGCACCCUCUGCCGGCUGCUUACGAUGAUUCAUGGGCUGCUCUCAAAUGGGUUGCCUCCCAUUCCGAUGGAAACGGCUCUGAAGAUUGGCUAAAUAGAUUUGCAGAUUUCCAACGAGUGUUUUUCGCUGGGAACAGUGCUGGGGCUAAUAUAACGCACAACAUGGCUGUGAAAUUGGGGUGUGAGGGAUUGGUUGGUGUUAAGUUGAUUGGGAUUGUUUUGGAGCAUCCAUACUUUUGGGGCACAGAGCCAGUUGGGGAAGAGUUAACUACUCCUGCAGCUGCAAGAGAGUAUAUGGCUGGUGUGUGGCGUUUUGCUUGCCCUUCGACUAGUGGAUCCGACGACCCGCUUAUAAACCCGGCUAAGGAUCAGAAAUUGGGUAAAUUGGGUUGUGAGAAAGUGCUGGUUUGUGUUGCUGAGAAAGAUGUGUUGAAAGAUAGAGGAUGGCAUUAUAGUGAGACACUGAAAAAGAGUGGGUGGAAUGGGGCUGUGGAGGUCAUAGAAGCAGCGGGGGAGGGGCAUUCGUUCCAUUUGGGAGAUCCAACUUGUGACAAUGCUGUGGCCAUGAAGAAAAAAAUUGUUGCUUUCUUGAAUUAGAAUAAUUUGCCUGAAACUUUGGUGUGCUUAGUAAUAUGACCAUAGCCUCUAAGCCAGGUUAAUAGUUGUACUUCUUUGUUGUGUUCUUCUUUUCUUCAUCUGUUUUAUGCCUUGUAUUUGUUUUAUGUAUGUUUCUUGCUUAAAAAAUAAAACAUCUGAUGUGAAAUAUAAAUUUUUUUUUCUUUUUUUUCUUCCUGCAAAACCAUUUUAUACCUAAUUUAGAUAAGCUAGGUGUUAUGAUAUGCACCAACAAAAGAUUGGGUGAUCAAACAAGUAUGAUUAUGAUCGGUGUUGUUCUUCUUUCUUCUGUAAAUUUAAGUAUGUGAGAUCGAUUGGCUUGGAUAGAUUGCACUUUGUCAUGUUUAUCAGAAAAAGAGGCGAUAUUUUGA
This is a messenger RNA of Prunus persica (peach), 1535 nucleotides long. RefSeq names its product probable carboxylesterase 13. The coding region runs from base 196 to 1146 and encodes 316 amino acids. NCBI's taxonomy places the organism in Eukaryota, Viridiplantae, Streptophyta, Magnoliopsida, Rosales, Rosaceae. The record is from RefSeq and is a predicted model, not a curated record. The transcript has a single exon. Gene Ontology annotation, molecular function: hydrolase activity.